AGCAGUGCAGGAGAGAGUCGUCUACAGACGAUACCUCGUUUUGCUUUCACAUAUUUUUGUACUACAGAAAUUUGAUUCCCUUUCCCAUAGAAGAUAUCGUCGUUGAAGUUCGAUAAGAAGAUUGUGUCAUAGGAGUUUCAUCAAUUUCUAUUUCACUCGAUAAAUCUGUUUUUUUUGCAUUAGCGAAGAUAGACGUAGCUGUCUCGUCGUUUUAGGUACUGACUUCUUUGGAAGAAUCAGAUUGUUUCAUACAUUUACAUUGAGUGGUCUUAAAAAACAUAUAGCUUAGCAAAGAUGUCGAUGUCUGGAGUUGUUCUCGGCGAUGGCUGCAAGGAACUCUUCACUCAGAUGCAGUUGAAGGUACUUUUACCUUUGCGACGAGGACGCAGAACAUGAUGCGAACUUCGCGUUGAAUUCUUUUUCUUAUCAUCAAAACAUGGAACAUUAUAUCUUCGUCUUCUUCUACUUCUUGUUUUUCUUUUUACCACCUAUCAUUCUCAUUUUUCAUCCCACCCUAUUUCCUUCUUCACAGCAUACGCUCCGAUACAUUAUCUACGAGAUUCAAGACAAGAAGACCAUCGUGCCUCUCGCACAAGCAGACAAGUCGAAGAAGUAUAAACUUCACCCUAUUUAAUAUUAUGCAUUAUAUUCUUAAUCAUAAUCUUAAUCUUCGGUUAUAAUACACAGUAACGCUCUAGUUGGCAUUCUUUUAGUAUCGAUUUAUUGAUAGUCAUACUCUAACCUACCACAUUUCCUUAAGUACAUUGUUGAGAUGAAGCAAUCGGAUCUGCAUUUCAACAUCAACAUGAUGUUGCAGAUCAUUUAAUAAUUGUUUUGUUUCAUAGCUAUGACGACUUUUUGGGAGCCCUUCCAGCCGGUCAGCCAAAAUUUGCAUUGGUAGACGUGCCAUUUGAGGCAAAAACAGGAGCACAAACGUCGAAGAUGGUCUUCGUCUUCUGGUAUCUUUUAGUUCUUGUCUUCAUUCAUCUUUCAUCAAGGAUUUAAUCAUGAAUCAAUGUUCGCACUAGACCUCCAUAAAAAAUACUACAGUUGGUGACUCUGACUAGUACUUUGUAUUUCAGCUCUUGUCGCUGGGGGACACUUCUGAGCAGCUCGGAGUUCAGGGAGGGCAGUGAAGAAGAUUUCCUUUCGAAUCCUUACAUGACAGGUGCCCUGACGAUUGCGGAGUCAAGGACAAGAUGCUUUACGCAUCUAGUAAGGACGUUAUCAGGAAAGCGUUUACGGGGGUACUACUUAUUACCUUUAUUGCAGUAAAAAUAAUGCCGCUGGUACCAAAAAUGAUGAUCAUUUUUCAAAAGAAUGAGCAUCAUUGUGACUCGUCUGCAUCGAUCACAAGGUUGUUCAGAUGGAUGCUUCAGCUAUGCUCUUUCCGUAUCUGUCCAGUAUUGGUACUUCAACUCACUACUUGUGAUCUUGCUCAUUCCGCCUACACACAUUCAGAUCCAGUGCGAAAUUCAGGCGAACGACAAAGGUGACCUUGUCGAGAAGGAUAUUAUCCAGAAGUUGCUCUAAAUUGCUGAUUUCGGUGAUGCAGUCUACGCAUUUCACCCAACAACAUCAUUGACAAAUCCAAUUAUGGUAGAACUAUUCCCUCCUGUAUAAAAAACCGGGGAAUAAUCUCCUCGACCCUGACCAGCCACACACUAGUAGGGUAUGAGUUUUAAUAGCUUUAGGUGAUCAUAUUUCUUCUAGAAUAUUAGUCAGAAGAUAAGUUACUUGUUGUUCCUGGUAUUUUUCGCAGGUUUCCGUCCCCACAAGGAAACUUAACAGCAUUUCACUAAAGACAAGUUUACUCACAUUAUCACAAUACGAUUCUUGACUCCGUUGUUUUCCUUGUGUUGCUUAUAUUCAGUUGCAGUCGUUGACGUUGUACAACUAUCUCAGCUCAACUACAGAGAGCUCACGGAUAUGAGGUAAUCUAUUUUUCUAGAGAAGCAACGCGCUGUAGCAGGGAGAGGUGGGGGUUUUCGGACAGCGAACUGGCUGAAAACGAGUCAUUUUUUUUGGACUCCAGGGUAUAUAAUCACCUUUUUUUCGAAUCACUACCAUAUAAUUAUUCGCCGAUCCCGAUGUUACAUAAGUACCUUGAAGAUUUCACUCUUGAUCAAACUCGGAGGAAGGAACACAAAUUAAGAAAAGAGGGAGGACCAAUGUAAGGUAGGCACAAUACCAAAACCCACCCUGCUGCAGUGAAUCGUGUGCGCGUGGUUGGACAAAAUCACGGUGACAUGCCCAUGACCAGAAGGAUUUUGAGAUACACAGAAGCGAAGAGGAAGACGAAGUAAAUGUAAAACUAUAACAAGAAGGGUAUGAAGACUGUGACUAAGGGCACACAGGUCCUCAAUCAUGCUAACUUCUGCC
Messenger RNA from Amoebophrya sp. A25, 2382 nucleotides. The record is from the annotation of a GenBank genome assembly. Lineage: Eukaryota; Dinophyceae; Syndiniales; Amoebophryaceae.